Sparassis crispa is the source of this 642-nucleotide messenger RNA. RefSeq lists its product as hypothetical. NCBI's taxonomy places the organism in Eukaryota, Fungi, Basidiomycota, Agaricomycetes, Polyporales, Sparassidaceae. The record is from RefSeq and is a predicted model, not a curated record. The transcript has 3 exons. The coding region runs from base 1 to 642 and encodes 213 amino acids.
AUGGAUGCCAGCGUCAUCCUUCGCAAAUACACCCUCGCAGAAGCACUUCUUCGUAUUGAGAUCUUUACCGAGCCCUUCGAUCCAAUCCUGUGGAAAGCAUGGGCAGUCCGGAUGCAUGUCCUGCUGGUCUUCAUGGUCCAACCCCAGUCUGAGGCGGCCAGCGUGGAGAUCAUCCUAUCCCUUCCGUGCAAUAUCCCUGUCCUGGCCCAAGUGGAGAUACACCUUGCGACAGCUCGCACUAUAGAAGGCAGUCGUCGGAUGAUACCUCGGAUUGCAGACCACCUUUCUGCCAUAGAAGGCGGUCGUCAGAUGAUACCUCGGAUUGCGGACCACCUUUCUGCCAUCAUUCCUCAUAGUUUGACUGCCCGCGUUCUGUACGACGACCCUGCUGUCCACGAGGACUUUGGUUUAGGGCACCUGUCAGACAGUCUCCCUGACAUUGGAACCUUGCACCUUCGGAUUGAGACAUUGCGCAAUGCGGCCCGCGAACUGUACAAUGUCAUGUGUGGAAUCACCGGUAGAUGCGAGUUGGCGGAUGGUACUUUGAGACGGUUGCAGAUCGUAGUUGAGGAGUUAGAGGUAGCGUUUGGGCUCGUAGCGUUCCCUCCUCCGAUAACCAGCUUCCAAUUGGUGUCGGACUAG